ACGUGCGAAAUUUCAGGUACUUACUUACUAUCUUCAGUUCUGUUACGAAUUGAAGCUGUAAAGAAGCACGUGUACCUAAGUAAGAUCCAACUAUAUAGUUUUCCAAGAAAGAAAAAAAUGGUUGCAAUUUCAGAAAAAAAUCAAAUCGACGAUAUACCAGAUCAAGAAGUCACAGAAAAGCUAUUUGAAAAACAUGAUUCUAGUGAAUAUGCACAAGUAUCUCCACCUUAUAAGCUUCUAUUCUCCAAACGGCUUCUAAUCCUAAUUUUAUUAUUCUGCGGAUAUCUUCUCGCUGCAGUAAUAAGAGUCUGUAUGAACAUCGCAAUCAUAGAAAUGACUUCCAAUAAGACUUCAUCGAACAACGGAAAUGAAACAACCCAAAAGGUACCUGAAUUCAACUGGAAUUCGAUUACCAUUGGCUUGGUUUUAGGCAGCCAUUCUUUUGGUUUCGCAUUCAGUGCAUUUGGAGGAUAUCUUGCGGUCAAGUUCGGAGGUUCUGUCACAUAUGGACUUGGAAUUGCAUCGGUAUCAUUGCUGACCAUUCUAAAUCCAGUAUUUUUAAAUAUCAAUUUUUAUGCAUUCUUGGCCAUCCGAAUCAUAGCAGGUGCUUUCGAUGGUUGCGCUUAUGCCUGUUCAGCAGAAGUCUUCUCACGAUGGAUACCACUCAACGAACGAUCUACAUUCAUGGCAAUCAUUUUCGGUGGACUUUAUAUCGGAAUUGCAGUUGCAUAUCCCAUAUGUGGAUACAUAGCGUUAUAUUGGGGAUGGAGAAUGAUAUUCUACGUCACAGGAGGUUCUGCUUUCACGUGGUCAAUAAUUUGGCUGCUUAUUGCGAGAAAUCAACCAUCCAAAGAUAGACGAAUAUCUAGAAAAGAACUCGAAUACAUUUUGAGUAGAACUGAAACAACACCAAGGAAGGAAAUUGUCCAUCCGUACAAGAAAAUAUUCCUAUCCUCGGCAAUUUUUGCUUUGGGUGUAGCUAAAUUCACUUAUGGCUGGGGAUACUCAGUAAUUAUCACCAGUCUCCCUUUAUACGUCAAAGAUAUGACAAAUAGAGAAAUAAAUGAAAUCGGGAUAAUUUCUUCGUUGCCAAACUUAUGUUGCAUUUUCAUGACACCCAUCAUAGGAGCAUUAAUAGAUUACUUGCAAAAUACCCACAACCUUAAACCUACUGAAAUACACAAAUCGAUGAUGUCCUUCGGAUUCAUCACUGGAUUCAUUCUUUUUGGAGUAGCCUCCUUUAGCAGAAAUUUUGUCCUAUCAAUGACAUGCUUCAUACUGAUAAAAAUAUUUCUAUCAUUCAACUUUCUCAUCUUACAGUUGACUUGCCUUUACAUGGCACCUAAACAUUCGAGUCUCUUGUUAGGAUUAUCAGCAGUUUGGUUCUUUGCGAGUCAAGUUUCUUCGCCAGCUUUAAUAGGCUUCAUCGUAGUCAGCCAUGAUCUGCAAGAAUGGAACACGUGCUUCAUGAUCUCAGCAGGGGUAUUAAUUUUUGGAGCAAUCUUUUACAUGAUUUAUGGCACCAGCGAGUUGCAGCCAUGGGCUACGACGACGUCAUCCAGUCAUGAUUCAAAACACGAAACAGCGCUGCAAAAGAAUAACAACAACUGCUAUAAAAAAUGAUUUCGUUUUGUUCAUCUCAUCUGCUUAAUACAAAUUAUAAAGUAUACACGAA
Molecule: messenger RNA, 1675 nt
Organism: Planococcus citri (citrus mealybug)
Lineage: Eukaryota; Metazoa; Arthropoda; Insecta; Hemiptera; Pseudococcidae
Product: vesicular glutamate transporter 1-like
Exons: 9
Coding region: 118-1623 (501 amino acids)
Biological process (GO): transmembrane transport; monoatomic anion transport
Cellular component (GO): membrane
Molecular function (GO): transmembrane transporter activity
Source: RefSeq, a predicted model, not a curated record